Molecule: messenger RNA, 1347 nt
Organism: Oncorhynchus gorbuscha (pink salmon)
Lineage: Eukaryota; Metazoa; Chordata; Actinopteri; Salmoniformes; Salmonidae
Product: protein sidekick-1-like
Exons: 10
Molecular function (GO): protein binding
Source: RefSeq, a predicted model, not a curated record
ACUACGUACAGGCGGUCAACGGGCUGACCGGACAGAACCACACCUCUCCCUCUGUCUACCUCAGCAUGGCUGACCCUGAUGCUCUGGUUGAGCCCGUGGCUCCGGUGAUUGUGAUUGGUCCGAAGAAUAUGUCCGUCGUGGCAGGGAGGGAAGCUACACUUGAGUGUAUUGCUAACGCCAGGCCGGUGGAGAGGCUGGUGUUGUCGUGGAAACGUAAUGGGCGUCGGCUGGCCAGUGGAGUGGGCGUGUUCGGUCGUCGCCUGACCCUCUCUAGCCCCUCCCUGUCGGACGGGGGCGUGUACGUGUGUGAGGCGUCGCUUCUCAACUCCACCACCAGACCCACCGAGGCCCGGGCCCAUCUCACUGUACUGGAGCCUCCGUACUUCACUGCUGAACCCAGACUAAAGAGUGUAGCAACGGUGGACAGGAACGUGGACUUACACUGUCAGGCCAAGGGAGUCCCCCCGGCCCGUAUAGAGUGGUAUAAAGACGCUGUGCCCGUAUCCAAGUUGGCCAACCCUCGCUACAAGGUUACCGCGGCAACGGGUCUGACUGUGCGGAGAGUCCAACCAGGAGAUGCCGGAAUGUUCCAGUGUUUCGCUCGGAACGCAGCCGGAGAGACACAGACACACACACAGCUGGUGGUCACUAGUGUCACCCCCUCCUUCUCCCUCCUCCCCUCUGACCUCACCGUUACCGACGGCAACUCGGCUGUGUUCACCUGCGAGACCACUGGAGCCCCCAAACCUGCUGUCUGUUGGAGGAGAGGUUCCCAGCUCCUGGCCAGUGGGACAGUCCAGAUUCCCAGGUUCACCCUGCUGGAGUCAGGUGGUCUGCUGGUUGAGCCAAUCAGGAUGGAAGAUUCUGGCGACUACACCUGUACAGCCGCUAGCGCAGACGGAUCCAUCAACGCUACGGCCACUCUCACUGUCUGGAUUCGUACAUUCAUCUCCGUCCCGCCGGUGGACCAGAGGGUCAUCAAGGGAACCACGGCAACCCUGGACUGUAACGCUACACACGACCCCAGGAUCAACAUCAGUUUCCAGUGGCAGCGUGGAGCAGUACCCCUCCAGCCCAGCGGGGGCAGAGUGUCUAUAUUGUCUGGUUCUCUGACCAUCAGCCAGACUUGGUCAGGCGACAUAGGAGACUAUACCUGCACUGUGACAUCACAGGCCGGGAACCAAUCACGCUCCGCACGCCUCGAAGUCAUUGAGCUCCCCCACUCCCCCAGGUCUCUGUCUGUGUCUCUGAAUGAUUCAGACAGCCGUUCAGUUCUUCUCUCCUGGGUCAGACCCUUCGAUGGAAACUCUCCUCUUCUACACUACAUACUGGAGCUGUCUGAGAACA